UCUGUAAAAAAAUAGAUUUUAUUUAUUAAAUCUUUAAGGGAUUUCAGCAAAAGGAUAUCCCAAAUAACCCUUUGGGAAAGACCCGCUAAGAUUUUAUGUUAAAUCCUACAACAGAUGGCUGACUUUCUGAUAAGCAGAUCCUAUGUGGGAAGCUAGAACCAUCAAACGAAGUAAAUUCUGGUAGUGUAUGAUACAUAUUAAUAUUGAUAUUGAUCUUAUCACAAUUAUCUUUGUAUUUAAAGAUCCGAUGUGUAUCACACUUCCGCGCAGAACAUGAUCGCGCAGUAAUUUUGUAAUUUACACCAAACAAUGCGUGAACAGCAGAAGCCCGUAUAGACGCCGUGAGGCUCUCUGUGAUUGGUUGACGCCAAGUCCAACCCCCUCGCCUUGGAAGCCACGCCCCCUGUGGCCAAGCGGAAGUGUACUCGUACCUCUCAGUGCAGAGGCAUUCAUUCGCUUGAUAAUGCGCUUUAAUUCGGGUACCGCGGACAGAAAAUCCACCGGAAUGCACGCAGAUUUGCACCGCGGCAGUCGUGCGUCUCGGUGUGGAGACGCAGCAGCAAUGCGGAAGUGAGUUUCGUCUCGCCGGUUCUCCGCAGCGCCAAAGCGAAUGGGCUGUAGGCACGGGGAAACAACCUCUGGAAAAACACACAUUCCGCUCUGCGCUGUUUCAGUUUGAACCGACACUGGCUUGGGUGCAGUAAGAAGAUCCGACAGGGGCCAGGAGCUACAUGUGACACACUUCUGUGAAUUAUUAAAUCUCUCUGCGACGAACAGAACGACAUCAAGCAAAAAAAAAAAAAUUACAAAUGGAGGACUGGGAAUGAGCAUGCGUAUGGUGGGAAACGAAGAGCUGUGCGCUGCGGCCGCAGUAGAGGCGACGCUGUGCUGAACGAGCGGCCCGGAGAGUCAUGCGGCGGUGGGGGAGGAUCGGAGCAGGGAGCUCGCAGCGCACUUCACGUUUCGCAAUAACUUUAAUGCCUUGUAGCACAGGGCUCUAACAUGUCAACAGACCAAGGGGCUAAAAAAACAACAACUUGGCACAUGGAAAGUGGUGUCUUCUCCUAGUGCGGCAACUAAUCAGUUCUCAACUUUGCUAAUUUGAUUGGAGCGAGAUUAAACCCACAAGCUCGAGGACCCGAGGCUGAUGUCUAUUAGCACGUUCAUUUAACUGGAUUUAACUACACCGAAAGGUAGACUGACCGAGUGCGCGCGCGCGCCCGCCGUGCGAUGAUUCAGUUUUGUUAACGCCGAAUAAUCGGUGCCAAAUCGACGCGACGCGCUCAUGACUUUCCACUGAUCCCCCCACAAAUGGCGUCGUUCCCCGAUUCCGACGUGCAGACGUGCCCGCUGUGCAAGGAGCUGUGUGGCUCCUCUGCUCCGAUCUCCUCCAGUUCAUCUACCUCUUCGUCGUCAUCGCAGACCUCCAACUCGUCUACUACCUCGUCCACGCGAAGGCUGCACGUCCUGCCGUGCCUGCACGCCUUCUGCAGGUCGUGCCUGGAGAGCCUAAGAAGCAACGGAGACCCCCUAAAGCUCCGCUGUCCCACUUGCGACCAAAAAGUCCCCAUGUCCGAGUCGGGCUUGGAUGCGCUGCCCUCGUCCAAUUUCCUGUUUAGCAACUUGCUGGACGUGGUGGUGUCCACCGAGGACCAGGGCACGAGCGGCUGCAUCGGGAGCGGGGGUCUUCUUCGGGCGCAGCACGUGCUUUCGGAGCCGCAGUGCAGCUCGUGCGACGAAGGGAACGGCGCGAGCUCGCACUGCCUCGACUGCCAGGAGUACCUGUGCGACAACUGCGUGCGCGCGCACCAGCGCGUCCGUCUCACCAAAGACCACUUCAUCGAGAGCCUGGCGGAGAACCUGCACGUGCCGGGACGCACCGGGGGCCACGGCGCGCCGCUCAGCCUCUCGCAGGCGUUUCACAACUUCUCCCUGCUUCCGGUGUUCCAGGACCGAGUGGACUACUGUCAGCAGCACGACAACGCGGUGCUGCGCUUUUUCUGUGAGAGUUGCUCGGUGCCCAUCUGUAGAGAGUGCAGUGUGGGGAGACACGUGGGCCACAGUGUGUCCUACCUGCAGGACGUGCUGCAUGACUCCAGAGCGCUCACCAUCCAGCUGCUCGCAGAUGCACAGCAGGGACGACAGGCCGUGCAGCUGAGCAUUGAGAAAGUGCAAGCCAUUGCUGAGCAGGUGGAACUGAAGGCGAAGGUGGUGCAGUCUGAGGUGAAGACCACCACGCUGCGUCACAAGAAAGCCCUGGAGGAGCGCGAGUGUGAGCUGCUGUGGAAGUUGGAAAAGAUCCGGCAGGUGAAGGCCAAGUCCCUGUACCUUCAGGUUGAGAAGCUUCACCAGAACCUCACCAAGCUGGACAGCACCAUUGCCACAGUGACAAAGGUCCUGGAGGAAGGGCGCAACAUAGACAUCCUACUAGCACGUGAGCACAUGCUGAAUCAGCUGCAGGAGCUUAAAGCACUCCGUUGCAUUCUGCAGCCACAGGAAGAUGACCGCAUCAUGUUCACACCUCCAGAUCAGGCACUUCUAAUCGCCAUCCAGUCCAUGGGUCUGAUAAGCAGUGGGGCCUUCGCAUCAGUCACUAAAGCCCAUGGGGAAGGUCUCAAGAGAGCUCUGCAAGGAAAAUUAGCUUCCUUUACAGUAGUGGCAUAUGACCAUGAUGGAGAACCGCGGUUAUCUGGUGGAGAUGGUGUGUCAGUGGUCUUGAUGAGUCGAGGAAACCUCUCUAGUGCUGAUGUGUCUGACCACCAGGAUGGUACCUACACAGUUAGCUACCUGCCCAAGGGUGAAGGUGAGCAUCUUCUUUCUGUGCUUAUCUGCAACCAGCACAUUGAGGGGAGUCCCUUUAAAGUCAUGGUGAAAUCUGGACGCAGCUAUGGAGGUAUUGGUCUGCCUGUUGCAUCCUUUGGUGGAGAGGGUGAUGGUGAUGGACAGCUGUGUCGACCAUGGGGAAUUUGCGUUGAUAAGGAAGGUUAUGUGAUUGUGGCUGACAGAAGCAACAAUCGCAUACAGAUCUUUAAGCCGUGUGGCACCUUUCACCACAAAUUUGGCACUUUGGGCUCAAGACCAGGCCAGUUUGACCGACCCGCUGGGGUUGCCUGUGACAACCAGAGAAGAAUCAUUGUGGCUGACAAGGACAAUCACCGCAUCCAAAUCUUCACUUUUGAUGGCCAGUUUCUCCUCAAGUUUGGUGAAAAGGGAACCAAAAAUGGGCAGUUUAACUAUCCCUGGGAUGUAGCUGUCAAUUCGGAGGGAAAGAUUCUGGUCUCUGACACGCGCAACCACCGAGUGCAGCUGUUCGGCCCCGAUGGGGUGUUCAUCAACAAGUAUGGUUUUGAAGGCGCUCUUUGGAAGCAUUUCGAUUCACCUCGAGGAGUCGCCUUCAACCAGGAAGGUCACCUAGUGGUGACUGACUUCAACAAUCAUCGCCUGCUCGUCAUUAGGCCUGACUGCCAGUCUGCCCGCUUUCUUGGCUCUGAAGGAACAGGUAACGGGCAGUUCUUGCGUCCGCAAGGUGUUGCUGUGGACCAGGAGGAUCGCAUUAUUGUGGCCGAUUCCCGUAACCAUCGUAUUCAGGUGUUUGAACCCAAUGGCAACUUCUUAUGCAAGUUUGGGACUCAGGGUAGUGGCUUCGGGCAGAUGGAUCGCCCAUCAGGUAUAGCCGUUACCCCUGACGGAAUGAUUGUAGCCGUUGACUUCGGAAACAAUCGAAUCCUCAUCUUUUGAGCUGGCUUUUAAAGUUGGAAAUAUAUAAAGGAAGUUUAGGUACACAGUUAUCAGGAGCAAACGUGGCUGAAUGUUGAAAAUGUGGCAGUAAUGUGUAGAUUCUUUUGUACUCAUCUAUAACUAUUUAUCCUGAUUGUAGUAUGAUUUGCGCUGCUGGCGAAAGUGUUCAUCACGUGCACACGCCAUUUAUCAAAGAGAAGGAGUAGAGCAAAAAGACUGUUUGCUGGUAGUGUUGCUAUUUUGCUCUUGAUCUGAGUCUUGAAAUCCUUAUUUGUUUGAUUUGUUUCUCAGGGAAUUUCCAGCAUUCUUGAAACAUUUUUCUCUCUCUGCAUUAUACCUACCUCAUCUAGCUUGUGUAUGAAUGUAUUCUCUUGUGUGUGCAGCGUCUGUGAAGUUUUAUAAAGACGUCUACCUCAGUGGGUUUUUUUUGUUUUGUUUUUUUGUUUUGUCAGAGAACAUAACACAAGAAAUGAAGCAAUGUUUGGUUGAUAUUUGCACAGUUCGCACAAAUUUCUCCUAAUUGUUACUGUGCACAUAACACAAAUAGGACCCCUGAAUGUUUGAGUAAAGUGAUGCAGUAGACCGGGGCUGCAUUUUGGCAGAAACAUUUAGAAAAUGUUUGGAUAAAUCUACUGUUUUGUGUUAUGUUUUUUAAAUCGGUUUUCAUUUGUCGUACCUCAUCUAAACUUUUUACCUCAUAACCUAAAUGUACCUCUGUGUACAAAUGCUUCAUUGUACAUACCUCACUAUUUUUUUGUUUUAUUUUAUAUGUUUCAGUCUCUCAGAAUGAAUAAUGGCUUAUAGGAUGGCUAGUAAAGCUUUUUGUUUCUUGAAUUACUGUUAUAGAGAUUUAAACCCAGAAUCUGAGCGAUGCAAGAAACUAAUUGCUCCCUUUUCUAAAAAUAUUUUACAAAUGUUAUAUAAAAAAAAAAAAAAAGAGCAGAGAUGGUUGUAUGAAGAUUUGAAUCUUUGUUUGGGACCAUUGAUAAAAUUGAAUCGUUGUUUUUUUUUUCCUAUGAAUAUUUUGUUUGUUUAUUUGUUCAUCUAGCACCAUUUAAGUUGAAGUGAUUAACCGAAUGAUUGAUUGGCACAUUGGUUUGCUGACUAGCUGUUGCUGCAAGCUUGGAUGUAAUCCAAACCCUAUAGGAUGACAUAGUUUACUUUGUAAGAAAAGUUUUUUCUCGGAAUGUCUGAACUCUAUUUAUUGGCCAGGAAAGAGCUCUCAAAGUAGGAGCUGAAUUAGAUCUUAAAGACCAUUUGCUCAGUUAGUAGAACACAGUUUGAAAACAUCAAUAAUCAACUGAGUAUGGUCUAAAAUAGGAUUUAUUUUUUUCCUUUAUUGUGGGGGAACCACUUUAAUUAAUGGUUUUUAUGGUUGCCUGCUUCUCCUGAAUGUGGAUCAAAGAAUUUAAAAGCAUAAAAAAAAAAAAGAGCACUGAUAUCCUGGCAUGUUUUUCCUUUGUUUGUUUUUAUCUUCAGACAAGUCAUGUAAUGAAAAAAACCCAUCUGAAUCUACAAGGAAAGUUUUGUUGAAAGAAUGUAGUUUCUGCCAUAUUUUGACAACAUGCCGAUUCUAGGGCCUAAAUCCCAAAGCCGUUGUCAGGUGUAGUUCUUGUUUAGCUUCUUGUCUGGAUGGGCAUUUUCUGUUUUAAGCUGCUUCUGCAGAAAACAUUUGAAAGCUCUUUUUUUUUUAUGGUGUGUACAUGUCUCACAUAAACACAAGUACAUUCACAAUUUUUUUAUGUUAUGCGCCUUUAAUUUGAUGUUAUAGAGGCUCCGCUUGUGCAUUCCAUCUUACAGCAGUACAUUCAUCAUUUACAAAAAAAUAAAUAAAAGCACAGCAGCAUUUUAGUUGAAAA
Silurus meridionalis is the source of this 5597-nucleotide messenger RNA. It is a transcript of the gene trim71, whose product is annotated as tripartite motif containing 71, E3 ubiquitin protein ligase. Gene Ontology annotation, biological process: proteasome-mediated ubiquitin-dependent protein catabolic process; protein polyubiquitination. The record is from RefSeq and is a predicted model, not a curated record. NCBI's taxonomy places the organism in Eukaryota, Metazoa, Chordata, Actinopteri, Siluriformes, Siluridae. Gene Ontology annotation, molecular function: ubiquitin protein ligase activity; zinc ion binding; protein binding.